Molecule: messenger RNA, 1363 nt
Organism: Cutaneotrichosporon oleaginosum
Lineage: Eukaryota; Fungi; Basidiomycota; Tremellomycetes; Trichosporonales; Trichosporonaceae
Biological process (GO): regulation of exocytosis; Golgi to plasma membrane protein transport
Cellular component (GO): cortical endoplasmic reticulum; cytosol; plasma membrane
Molecular function (GO): phosphatidylinositol transfer activity
Source: RefSeq, a predicted model, not a curated record
CAAGCUGGCAUAUCUCGCAUUUCGCCAUCUCGACAUUUCCAUCUCAUCUCUUUUCAGUCGCCAUGGCCUCGCCUCUACCGCCCACCGCCGCCUCUGAGGCGCCCACUUCGGCGCCCGAAAUCGUCAAUCCGCCCUCGGCCGCACCCGUACCCCCUCCCCCCUCGGAGCCAGCCGCCGCAGCGCCCGCGCAGUCCGAGCCGGAAGGCCCCGAAGUCACCAUCGCGGGCUGGGGCACGCUCAAGCCCUCGCACCCGCUGCUCCGCUUCCACGCGCGCCUCGCGGGGAUCAUCGACGCGGCCUCGCACCGCCAAAUAUGGGGCGUGACGCUGGACGGCGCGACGCCGACGUUCGCCACCCUCCUCAUCCUACAGAAGUACCUCCGUUCCGUGGCCGACGAUGUCGACGCGGCGGCCGCCGCGUUGCAGAGCACGUUGGUGUGGCGCCGCGAGUUCGGGCUCGACGCCGCGCCGAUAUGGGAGGAGCAGUUCGAGGGGUUUGAGGGGCUCGGGUACGUCACGCACCUGUCCACGGGCGAGGUCGUGACUUGGAACUUGUAUGGCGCGGUCAAGGACUUGGGCGCGACGUUUGGUGAUUUGGACAAAUUCCUCCGAUGGCGCAUCGCACUCAUGGAGCGCGCCAUGUCGCACCUCGACCUAGCACACACCACCACCGGCAUCCCGGACCACGGGGCGGGCGCCGACCCCCACCGCAUCGCCCAAGUACACGUGUACAGCGGCGUCUCCUUCCUGCGGCUCGACCCGCGCGUCAAGGCCGCCAGCAAAAAGGCCAUCGAAACCAUGGCGGCGCACUACCCCGAGACGCUGAGCCGCAAGCUGUUCGUCGGCGUGCCGCUGCUCAUGUCGUGGGUGUUCGCGGCCGUGCGCGUGUUCGUGAGCGCCGAGACGGCGCGCAAGUUUGUCGUCGUCAGCUAUGAGGAGAGCACGGCGGGCGAGCUCGGCGACAAGGAGGUGCCGCGGCGCUUUGGGGGCGCCGCGGGCGAGCUGGUGGAGCUCGAUCGCGUGGCGCAGGCGCAGGCGGAUAAGCUAGCGACGCGCGCGCCGCAGGUGCCCCCGAGCGAGGUCGACUAGAGAGAUGGGUUGGUAUAGAGUAUGUACACUGGGGCUUGGACGAUGGCCGAGGGAUGGGCGAGACAGUGCGGUGGUGCGGAAAGGUGAGAGCCGCUCAACUGGUUCAACUUGGAAUGCUGGCAGCAUUACUGCCCUUCGUUGGAGUCCAGUGCUCACUCGCACGCUGGUCUGCACCGACCCGAGCCUCAGUCUAAAGUCCGAGUCGGGGCAGCUCUGGACAAGCGCCACCUCCCAGUGUAUGGUGUGUAUGAUGCACUAACGGUCUUCGUCAGCCG